AUGUUGUCUACGUCUAGGAUUGCUUUCAAAUCUACUCAACUAAGAGCUGCCUCUACAGUGCUAAGACGCACGAAGGUGACGUUGCCAGAGCUAGAGUGGGACUUCGGUGCUCUUGAGCCACACAUCUCCGGCCAGAUCAACGAAUUGCACUACUCCAAGCACCACCAGACCUAUGUCAACGGCCUGAACACCGCUGUCGACCAGUUCCAGGAACUGACCCACAAGUUGUCCAAGGACCCCAACGACUUGCAAGCUGCACGUGAUCUAAUCCAAGUGCAGCAGAACAUCAAGUUCCAUGGAGGUGGGUACACGAACCACUGUCUGUUCUGGAAGAACCUGGCUCCAGAGAAGAACGGUGGUGGUGAAGCGCCAUCCAGCUCCAGUGCUCUUGGCCAGCAGAUCGAGAAGCAGUACGGCUCCUUGGACAAGCUGAUCGAGGUCACCAAUGCCAAAUUGGCCGGUGUGCAAGGUUCCGGUUGGGCCUUCAUUGUCAAGAACUUGGAGAACGGCGGCCAGCUGGAUGUUGUGCAGACUUACAACCAGGACACAGUCGGCAACCAGUUUGUCCCACUGGUGGCCAUCGACGCCUGGGAGCACGCCUACUACUUGCAAUACCAAAACAAGAAGGUCGACUACUUCAAGGCUAUUUGGAACGUCAUCAACUGGAAGGAAGCUGCGAAGAGGUACGAAACAUCCAAAGUCACUAAAUAG
Molecule: messenger RNA, 711 nt
Organism: Nakaseomyces glabratus
Lineage: Eukaryota; Fungi; Ascomycota; Saccharomycetes; Saccharomycetales; Saccharomycetaceae
Gene: SOD2
Product: superoxide dismutase SOD2
Biological process (GO): superoxide metabolic process
Cellular component (GO): mitochondrion
Molecular function (GO): metal ion binding; superoxide dismutase activity
Source: RefSeq, a predicted model, not a curated record